Prinia subflava (tawny-flanked prinia) is the source of this 1420-nucleotide messenger RNA. Its product is annotated as leucine-rich repeat LGI family member 4-like. Gene Ontology annotation, molecular function: protein binding. The record is from RefSeq and is a predicted model, not a curated record. NCBI's taxonomy places the organism in Eukaryota, Metazoa, Chordata, Aves, Passeriformes, Cisticolidae. Gene Ontology annotation, biological process: myelination in peripheral nervous system; neuron maturation. The annotation marks the transcript as partial. The transcript is spliced from 7 exons.
UCUCGUGGCCUGGGGCCGCCUGGGCUCCAUCGGGGACGGCGCCUUCGACGGACUGGGAGCACUGGAGUACCUGUUCAUUGAGCACUCCCAGCUCGGCUCCGUCUCCCCCUGGGCCCUGCGGGGCCUGCGCGGCCUCAGCCACCUCAGCCUGGCUCACAACCGCCUGGAGUCGCUGCCCCGGGGGCUCUUCCGGGACCUGCGGACCCUGAACCACCUGGACCUUCGGGGGAACCCCCUGCGCUGUGACUGCCGCCUGCGCUGGCUGCUGGCCUGGCUGGCCGCCCGCCCCUCCCCCGCCCCGCCCGAGGCCGGGGGGCGCUGCCGGGGGCCCCUCCCCCACCAGGGCACCCCCCUGGCCCUGCUGGGGCCCAGACAGCUCCAGUGCCAGAGACACGAGCUGCGGCCGUUCCAGUCCCUGCCGUUCUCGUCGCUGGGUGCGGAGCCCUUCGCCCUCGGGGGGCACCCAGGGGUGGCCCUGGCCCAGCCGGGGCUCGGGGGCUGCGCCCUGCUGGAGUGGGAGCAGCUCGGGGGGAGGUUCCGGGCCGUGACCGUCAUCAACAGCUCCUCCCCGGUGGCCUGCCACCCCCUGGCCAUGGGUGACACCCUCCUGCUGGUGGUGGCCCAGCUGGGCGGCGGCUCCUGGGUGUGGCGCCGCUCCGGCGGCCCCGGCUCUCCCUUCGUGCGCCACCAAGCCCUGGGCUGGGGCCGCCUGCGCCGUCCCCACGCCGUCACCUCCGCCCACCUGGACGGUCACCUGUACCUGGGCGUGGCCGACAGCUCCAAGGGCGGCACCAGCACCGUGUUCCGCUGGGCUUCCGGAGGGUUCUACCCGCACCAGGCGCUGCGGCCGUGGCAGAGGGACACGCACCUGGAGUUCCUGGAGCUGGGCGGGCGCCCGGCGCUCGUGGUGUGCAGCGCGGCGCGCCGGCCCCUGGUGUACCGGUGGGACGGCGCCGCCUUCGCGCCGCUCACCGACAUCCCGCACGUGCCGGAUGUGUACGCGGCCAGGCACUUCCGAGCUGGAGGAGGAGGAGGAGGAGGAGGAGGAGGAGGAGGAGGAGGAGGAGGAGGAGGAGGGGUGUUCCUGUGUCUCACCAGGUUCCUGGGGGAUGCCAAGGUGAUGCGCUGGGAGGGCUCCAUGUUCCGCGAGGUGCAGGCCGUGCCGGCGCGUGGCUCCCUGGUGUUCCAGCCGCUGGCCCUUGGUGGCCACCGCUACGUCCUGCUGGGCAACGACUUCGCCCCCAGCCGCGCCUUCCGGCUGCGCGCCGGCGGCCGCCUGGAGCCGGCGCAGGAGCUGGCGCCGCCCGCGCCGCGCGCCUUCGCCGCCGUCACCGCCGGCCACCAACACUUCCUGGUGGCCUCCAGCUUCAAGGGCGCCACGCAGAUCUACGCACAUGUCACCGAGGAUGUGGGGACGUGA